Pelagomonas calceolata is the source of this 1626-nucleotide messenger RNA. The record is from the annotation of a GenBank genome assembly. NCBI's taxonomy places the organism in Eukaryota, Pelagophyceae, Pelagomonadales, Pelagomonadaceae.
AUGCGGCUCUGGCUUGCCGUCUUCGCGCUGCAGCGGGCGGCUGCGUUCGCCGCACCGCGCUGCCUCUCGGCGCGUCACCGACGAAUGCCUACGGCGGCGGCUGACGCACCGAUCGACGGCGAGCGCGCGGUCGUCCGCGAAGUCGCGGGCAUGGCGCUGCCGCUGCUCUUGGUCUCGUUAAGCUCACCACUGCUCUCGCUCAUCGACGUCGCGGUAGUGGGGCGUCACGUCGGCGUGCUCGGUCUCGCUUCGUUGGGCCCGGCGACGAGCGUCUGCGACCUAUCGAUGUACGUAUUCAACGCGCUCUCGGUUUCGACGACGCGGCUCGCAGCAGCCGCGCUCGCAGAUGGAGACGACGCCGGCGCCGCGAAAAAUGUCGGCGAUGGCGCGGCCGUCGCGAUGGCUCUCGGCAUUACGUACGGCGCCGCUGUCGCUCUCGUGCCGGCGCUUUUCUUGGGACCAUUCCUGCCCCAGGCGGUCGACGCGCGCGCGCUACCGCUCGCGGUCUCUUAUACGCGGGUCCGCGCCCUGGGGUUUCCGGCGGCACUCCUGACCGUGGUCCUCCAGUCGGCGGCGCUGGCGAGGCGCGACGUACGGACGCCGCUCAAAGCCGUCUGGCUUGGGGCUCUCGUCAACGGCGUCGGUGACUACGUGCUCGUCGCGCGAUGCGGCGCGGGCGUGGCCGGCGCGGCGGCGGCUACGGUGGCCGCGCAAUGCGUCGCGGCGGGCGUCCUCCUCCGCGCCGAAGCUCGCGCGGCCACUACUCUCCCGCGGCGGCUCGCGGACCGCGCGCGAUCUGCGUGGUCGUUUCUGAUACGUUGUGCUGCGCCGGCGCUGGCACUGUCUGCGCGGCUCUCGGUACAGCUCUCCGUCGCCGCGACGGCGUCGGCGUGCGGCACGGCGGCGCUUGCCGCACAGCAAGCUCUCAGUGGCACCUUUCAGAUUUUUCGGCCGCUGGGCGACGCUCUAGGUCAAACGAUGCAGGCAUUAUUACCAGCAGUCGCCUCGAACAACGCGGUCUCGUCGUUGGACUCGUGCUUGGGUCUCGGCGACGCUGCGGUCGUGAAGACGGACGGACCGCAGGUCCUCUCGACAAACGCAGUCGCCGUUUUGCGCGCGAUGAUCGGCGGGGCCCUGGCGCUCGGCCUUAUUGAUGCCGCCCUCGCAACUGCCGGCCCUGUUCUAUUUCCGGGCGCGUUCACUGCCGACGCGUUGGUCGCGGCGGAAAUUCGUAAAACUGCACCCAUCGUCGGCGCGUGCCUCUUCGUCCACGCGCUCUCGGUCUCGUUAGAAGGCGUCCUCUUCGCGACGAACGACGCAAAAUCGGUAGCGAAGCUGUACAUCGGCAACGCUCUCGCGAUGGGCCUCGCGUUUUCCUGGGCUCGCGCCCGCGGUCCGACUCUCUCGACCGUAUGGGGCGGCUUCUUCCUCUACAAUAUCGUGCGCUGCGCGCAGUUCUCGGCGCGGCUGGCGUGGAACCAGCGGGAUCGCGGCGCGCGGCGGCGGCGCAAGCGCGACGUCUUCGCGGGCUGGGCGCUGGCGCCGAAGACUGCCGUGCCCGUCGCGCCCGUGUAUUCGACGUCGUACGCGGCGCGGAAGUAUUCGAGUGUUGAUUAUGAUGUUUAA